Molecule: messenger RNA, 3302 nt
Organism: Onthophagus taurus
Lineage: Eukaryota; Metazoa; Arthropoda; Insecta; Coleoptera; Scarabaeidae
Source: RefSeq, a predicted model, not a curated record
AAACAAAAAUAAAUAUAAUCCUCAACGAAAUCUUUUACUGUUCUAAAUAUUUAAGAAAUACUUAAAUUUAUUUCAUUUCUUUACCUAAAAUAUAACUUUGGAAUUUUUGUACUAGAGAGACGCAGGUACUGAAAUCAGUCCCUUUUUACACACUAACUAAAAUGUAUUUAUUUUAUUUCUUUACGUAAGAAUAUAACUGUUUAAUUUUGGUACUAGAGAGACGCAGGUAUUGAAACCAACUCGUUUUUACAUCCCAUAACAAAAAAGGGUUUAUUUUACCACUUUGUUUUUCUAAAAGUCAAGAGGUUUUUGAAACAUUCCUUCCUCGAGUUGUCUUGGGUGAACAAGGUACACAGAGAUUUUCGUUAUAUUGGUUAAAGUAAAGUUUUGUGAAAUUUAGUGUUAAUUAUUGUUAAUUUAGUGUUUACGUGUGUAUAGUUAUUAGUUAUUUAAGUUUGAGAUAGUGACUUUUUAAGAGUUAUGGGGAAAACAAGAAAACCACCUUCAAAGGUGUUGUCAAAAAAACGAAAUUUUUUGAGAAAUAAAGCAGGGCACAAGUAAGUACGAAUUUUUAACUUCACUUUAAAUAUUACCCAAUUUGACACAAUUUAAAAAUAUUAGUUAUCAGAUAAAACAUGCACUUUUAAACUAUUCAAGAAUUAUUGUGACAAACAUGUUAUCUAUAUAAAUAUUUAAUUUUUUUUAUUUAUUCGUACUUGCAGAAAAAAUGUUUCCCAUAAUGUAACCACAGACCGUUCGUUAGAGGAGAUUUCUGUUGAUUUAGGUCCUAACAUCCUGGAAAGACAGUCGACAGAUAAUAUCGAAACAAUUGAAAACCCGCAAGAGUGUAUCAGCGGACGCAGAAUUUUCGAUGUAAAAUAUCUUUUUCAUCAAAUUUUAAACAAUACUGUACAUACCCCUUUUAAUUGUUCAAUAAUUAACAUGGAGUUAGUAAAGGAGAAAAGGUCUGGACUAAUAAGUGUUUUUACAUUAAAAUGUAAGAACUGUGGUAUCGAACAAGAAAUAUGUAACGAUCCAAUAUCUGACAAUACCAUUAUGGACAUAAAUAGCGCUACUGUUUUGGCUACAAUUUCUACUGGCGCUGGUUAUUCUACAUUAGAAGAAACACACUCUGUUAUGUCCAUUCCGCCAAUGUCUAAUCGCCGAUAUAACGAAGAACAUAAGAAACUUUCCUCUGUUGUAACUAAAACAGCCUGGGCAACAAUGAUUGAAGCUGGAAAAGAAGAAGCUUCUUUAGCAACACAAGUUGGUGAUGUUGACGACGACGGUAUACCGUUUAUAACAGUAAUUGCCGAUGGUGGAUGGUGCAAAAGGUCCUAUAAAACCAAUUACAAUGCUUUAUCAGGAGUGGGUUGCAUUAUCGGUGCCUCAACAGGGAAACUGUUAUAUUUAGGAAUCCGAAAUAAGUACUGUUCGGUAUGUGCAAGGGCAGAGAGUAGGAGGCAAAAUGUGGGGCAACAUACAUGUUUUAAAAACUGGAUCGGUACGUCAACAAGUAUGGAAGCCGAUAUUAUUGUGGAAGGUUUUAAAAAAAGUGUGGAGAUGCAUGGCGUAAGGUUUAACCGUUUGGUGGGUGAUGGUGACAGCAGCAUCAUGAAAAAAUUGGUGAAAGCCAGGCCAUAUGGAAACCGGCCAGUUCAUAAAAUUGAAUGCAGAAACCAUUUGCUCAGAAAUUAUUGCAAUAAAAUUCGCGAAAUAAGUAAAAGGCCACGAAGCAAUAGUACCAAUAAGCCAGUACCAAUUGCAAUUCGUCAAUCUUUGAAAGCGAAUAUUUUGCGGUUACGAAUUGCAAUUAUAAAAGCAAUGAGACAUCGAGCAUUGGAUUCUAGUGUGGACUUGACAGAAAAAGUAACAUUAUUAAAAAAGGACAUAUUAAAUAGUCCACAUCACAUUUUUGGUGACCACGAAAAAUGUGAGGCAUAUUAUUGCACAGGUCCAAAACCAAGAGAAAAAAAUUUAGUCCCUGAUAUGACCGAAUGUGGUGUUUUUCAAGACUUAAAGUCAUGUUUAUAUAGAUUAGAAUAUUUUGCCUACAGCCUCAUCCUCAACAUGACGAAUAAUUCUGCCGAAUCAUACAAUUCAGUUGUAUGUAAAUUUAUUGGUGGCAAAAGAAUUAAUUUUGGUUUGAGAAAUUCGUAUGAAAUGAGGUGUGAAGCUGCUGGCAUAUCAUACAGUAGUACCGGAAAUUAUUACGAGCUUUUACACAAUGCCUUCAAUAAAACAACUUCCACUGUUACCAAAAAAUAUAUUUCGAAGAGGAAGAAAAUAUUAAACAAACAUCGUGAUACACCGCGGAAGAAAAAGCGCCUGCCUCCUGCCUUUGCAGACGAAGAUUAUGGGGAAGAAGAACCUACGAAUCCUACAAUUACAGAUAUGCCAGAAGAAAAAUUUUCUGAUGAAUCGGAGUUUUGCAGUAAAACUGGAUUGGUUGUUGAAGAUUGUGGUUUGUUUAUAGGUAAGGACGAAGAGUAUUUUUUGGCUGCUAGUCCUGACGGUGUUGUGGGCAACGAUGCCAUAAUUAAAAUAAAGUGUCCUUAUACUGCAAGGGAUAUGACAGUGGAGGAGGCUAUAGAACAAAAAAAACUCGAUUAUGCCUCUCUCACUGAAAGAGGUGAAAUAAUUCUAAAGGAAAAUCAUAAUUAUAUGUAUCAAGUCCAGAGGCAACUUCAUUUAAGUGGACGGGACGUAUGCUACUUCAUAAUAUGGACGAAGAAAAAUUUCGCCUUUCAAAAGAUCCAAAAACAAUCAACAUUUUGGGAAAACAUGCAAAAAAAUUUAAAAACUUUUUAUUUCAAAUGUGUAUUACCUGAAUUAGUGGAUCCUAGGUUUUCCAGGCCUCCACCUCAUAAUACAAUUCGGAAUCCCGAUCGAGGAGAUUUACUUUAAAAGUGAAGAAAGAAUAAUUUGUCGCAAUUAAUUAACAAGAAGUAGAAUGAAAGUCCUAUUUAAUAUAAAAUCUUAUUUAUACAAAUAUGUAUAAAUAAGAUAGUUGAAAGAAAGGUCGUAUCUUUUAUUUAUAGAAAUAUAUGAUGUAUAUUUUUCAAAAUUUAGAAGCCACUCUGUAGCCUACGUUCUCUUUUUCAGACUUUUUAUUGAUAAACCUGCAAUUAUUGCUGCGCAAACUCCUUGAACACAUGAUAUAUUUGAGUCCUAGAUCAAAAAGUGGACUACUUAUUAAGUAGACAAAUAAAAUUAUCAAAAAUUUUGUUCCUAGACCCAAUGUGAAUACAAUAAAAUUGUACAUACUUAUAUUACAAUACAUUGUUUCUUUUCUACUUCGA